Messenger RNA from Pocillopora verrucosa, 1047 nucleotides. NCBI's taxonomy places the organism in Eukaryota, Metazoa, Cnidaria, Anthozoa, Scleractinia, Pocilloporidae. The record is from RefSeq and is a predicted model, not a curated record.
AUGUCUUUCUCUCGCAGUUCAAAGGAAGAUUUGCGGAACGACGUAGCUCUAGACGAAGUAAACAGGCACAUUACUGAUGCGUUCAGUAUUUUGAGGCGCGAGAUAAGCAAAGUUCGCAAAGAAAAGGAAGCCUUUGAGGAGGUCGCAAAGAAGCUGGAACACGUUCAUUUCUCGACGAUGCUGAAGCUCAAUGUGGGUGGUCAUCUCUUUUCGACCAGUUUGGAAACCAUGAAUAAAGAUCCAGGUUCUAUGUUACACGCCAUGUUUUCAGGAAGAUUUGACACAAAACCCGGCGAGGAUGGAACCUACUUCAUUGAUCGAGAUGGAACCCACUUCCGGUAUAUCCUGAAUUAUCUACGCACCGGAAAACUCGUGUUACCAGACGAUGCAGUCGUUCGCAAGGAGUUACUGAGCGAGGCAGAAUUCUAUCAAAUCGAAGGGAUACUCAGCGAGCUGAAAGCACAACCUUUUCAGGAUUCUGUGAUCCUUUCCUUGGAGCAACGCCAAAUCUUGAUUGACUGGUUGAGGGAAACGCUUGGGAGCGCAAGUGACGACUACGUUUUGUUAUACCGCGCCACCCGGAAUGGCUGGGCUGCUUCCAAUUUUCACUACUGUUGCGACCGAAAGGGGCCAACAGUAACAGUGAUAAAGAGUGGAAAUUACAUCUUUGGAGGAUACACUGAGGAACAGUGGUACCAACCCGCAAGCGGAGCCAGUUACAAAAAAGCUCCUAAAUCUUUCCUGUUCAGCCUUGUCAACCCAAAUGGUUUACCACCUUCAAAGCUACCACUGAUAACUGGAAAAGAGGGGAAUGCAAUCCACUGUAACAAUGGAAAUGGGCCUACGUUUGGAAGUGGCCACGACCUUCGUAUUGUCAACGCGCCAAAUUCCAACAACUGCUCUGUCAGCCUGAAUAGCUCGUACCAGUGUCCUACUGGGCAGAAUGCUGCCACCUUUCUGCAGGGGAACCAGAAUUUUACCAUCGGUGAGAUGGAAGUUUUUGGAUUUCAGAAGUAAGAGGUGUUUUUGAGCUUUGUAGCUGCACUG